AUGGAUCCUUUGUAUAGGAAUAAGAAGAUUAACGACCUGAGCGAGGAAGAGGCCAAAACCCUCGCGUUCCUAGGGCCGUAUGUCUGUGCGGGCGUCCGAGAUAUGUCCGAUGUAGCGAGGGCUGACCCCACGGGCCUGGGUACCGUGACAUGCUUCGUGCUGGACUGCAUCAAUCGCAAGUACGCGCCUCCGACCACCCUACAAGAUGCCCCCCGCUCUUCUACCCAGCGCGGGUGCACGCCAGAGACUCCAGCCGAGCAAGGGCGAGAAACCCCUACGGCUUGA
Messenger RNA from Peniophora sp. CBMAI 1063, 285 nucleotides. The record is from the annotation of a GenBank genome assembly. NCBI's taxonomy places the organism in Eukaryota, Fungi, Basidiomycota, Agaricomycetes, Russulales, Peniophoraceae.